This is a messenger RNA of Mizuhopecten yessoensis (Yesso scallop), 483 nucleotides long. RefSeq names its product ankyrin repeat domain-containing protein 7-like. NCBI's taxonomy places the organism in Eukaryota, Metazoa, Mollusca, Bivalvia, Pectinida, Pectinidae. The transcript has 2 exons. Gene Ontology annotation, molecular function: protein binding. The record is from RefSeq and is a predicted model, not a curated record. The coding region runs from base 43 to 483 and encodes 146 amino acids.
CAGGACUCGGGACACUGAACUGGAGCAGACUGCAAUUUAGCAAUGGCGACGGGAGAGUCAACGCAAUCAAGUGAUCAGACGGCAACCAUGUCUUCAGUUACACCUCUUCACGAUGCCGUCUGUCAUGGAAAUCUCAAAAAAGUACAUGAGCUGGUUAGGUCUGGGGCGAAUCUUGGGACAAGAGAUAGUUUAGGGCAUACACCUCUGAUGUGUGCCGUAGCUUUAGACUAUAAACAUAUUGCUGAAUUUCUAUCAAAAAAAAUGAGUUAUCAGGACUUGAAUGUGAUGGACAACGCCCAGCGCAAUGUGUUACAUAUGAUGGCAUUCCUUGAUCGUCCGUGGCCACAGUUGAUGCAGGACAUAUCAAGUAUGUGUCCGAAUUUAUUACAACAGACAGACAAAACUGGACUUCGAUCGAAAGAUAUUGCAAGGAGAAGAAGUCGACGUGUUUACAAAAUUAUCGGUAAGUUAUCUCAGUCGUAG